GGAAGAGAGAGAAAAUCUAGAGAGAGAGGGGUUUCGUAAGAUUGUGUUGGAUUUGGUUCUCCAUUUUGCUGUGUCAUUUUUUUUUUAUUUCUUAUUUGUUGCUGGGAACUGGGGUGGGGGAGAGAAAUUUGUGCUUCUCUCUCUACUAUCUGUUUGAUUUCCUUCUUUUUUUUUUUGGGAUAAAGUUUUGGUUUUUUUUGGUGGGGUGUGAGGGAUUUAGGGUUUGGACAGUUGGGUUGUGAAGGGAAUCAGCAACCAUGAAUAUGAUGCGACGGCUGAAGAGCAUUGCUUCUGGAAGGACUUCCAUUUCUUCAGAUCCUGGAGGGGAUUCUAGCACAAAAAGAGCUAAGUUUGAUCAAGAUGCUGAAGGGAAAGUCAGUGAAGAAAGAAUUACUGUUGAGAGAGGCAGCAAAGAUCAGGAGCAGCAUGUGGAUGCAUCAAAAGAAACUACAGUUGGCACAUCCAAUGUAUCUACUGCAACUAGAACUGAAAAGUCCGGUUAUGAUGAACUUCCGAAAGAACUACAUGAAAUGAAAAUUAGAGAAGAGAAAAGCAAAAACACUAAUGAAAAGGAUAUAGAAGCAACUACAGUGAGUGGUAAUGGAGCAGAAACAGGUCACAUUAUUACAACUGCUAUUGGUGGUAGAGAUGGACAACCAAAGCAGACAAUCUCAUACAUGGCUGAACGUGUGGUUGGUACUGGUUCUUUUGGCGUUGUUUUCCAGGCUAAGUGCCUUGAAACUGGUGAAGCAGUUGCCAUAAAGAAGGUGCUGCAAGACAAGAGAUACAAGAAUAGGGAACUCCAGGUUAUGCGGACAGUUGACCAUCCUAACGUUGUUAAACUAAAGCACUGUUUCUUUUCAACUACCGAUAAAGAUGAGUUGUACCUUAACCUGGUUUUGGAGUAUGUACCCGAAACUGUCUACAAAGUUUCAAAGAACUAUAUUAGGGCGCACCAACAUAUGCCUAUCAUUUAUGUGCAACUGUAUACAUACCAGAUAUGCCGCGCAUUGAAUUAUUUACAUCAAGUGAUUGGCGUCUGUCAUCGUGACAUCAAACCCCAGAACCUAUUGGUUAAUCCCCAGACACAUCAGUUAAAGAUAUGCGAUUUUGGCAGUGCAAAGAUGUUGGUGCCUGGUGAACCCAACAUAUCAUAUAUCUGCUCUCGAUAUUAUAGAGCUCCAGAACUUAUAUUUGGGGCAACUGAAUAUACAACUGCGAUUGAUAUGUGGUCUGCUGGGUGUGUUUUGGCUGAGUUCCUUCUAGGACAGCCAUUGUUUCCUGGAGAGAGUGGGGUUGAUCAGUUAGUGGAGAUCAUUAAGGUCUUGGGAACGCCAACUAGAGAAGAAAUAAAGUGUAUGAAUCCAAACUACAAUGAAUUUAAGUUUCCUCAGAUUAAAGCACACCCGUGGCACAAGGUUUUUCACAAGAGAAUGCCACCUGAAGCAGUGGAUCUUGUGUCUAGGCUGCUUCAGUAUUCACCAAAUCUACGUUGCACUGCUUUGGCUGCAUGUGCACACCCUUUCUUUGAUGGUCUGCGGGACCCAAAGGCAUGCUUGCCAAAUGGGCAACAACUACCUCUUUUGUUCAAUUUCACAGCUCAAGAACUGGCAAAUGCACCUGAUGAGUUGUGUCAACGUCUCAUUCCCGAGCAUGCAAGGACCAAGGUGUUAAAUUGAUUGUCAGGCAUUGAAAUUUGUUCUGAAUGAGUAGAUACCCUCAUUAGCAAUGCUACCAGCCUCUCCUGAUUUGUUGUCUAGCCUGCACAGUUGUGACUACAACUCAUAGAAACCUUAACACCUUGCAACAAAAGUAACCCUUUGUAGUGGUUUGUUAUUUGAUUUAUGCCUUAGUUGUGAAGGAUAAUGAGUUCCAACAAUCUUGUAAUCAUGUUUCUAUAUAGUUCAAGUUCGUUUAUUCCUUAAAGUGGACUCAGAGUAUGUCAAAUUCUAUG
Molecule: messenger RNA, 1954 nt
Organism: Gastrolobium bilobum
Lineage: Eukaryota; Viridiplantae; Streptophyta; Magnoliopsida; Fabales; Fabaceae
Product: shaggy-related protein kinase theta-like
Exons: 13
Coding region: 258-1679 (473 amino acids)
Biological process (GO): protein phosphorylation; signal transduction
Cellular component (GO): cytoplasm
Molecular function (GO): protein serine/threonine kinase activity; ATP binding
Source: RefSeq, a predicted model, not a curated record